AUGGACUUACCAAAGAAACCAUCUUUAAUACUACAGCUGAAGUCCACUCUCCAAUCACAAAAACAUCAGUCUCUCCUUCUCAGAGACCUUGAAAAGGAAGUUGGGUUUGUUCAAAAAUGGAACUGUAUGUCUGCCAUUGAAAAGUACCCUGCAAUUUUUCAUGUUGGUGGUGGUAAUAACAGUAGGACACCUCUUAUUGUUACUCUCAUGAGAAAGCUGGAAAGAUUGCUGGAGCUAGGAGUUGAUGGAGCCCAUUUUAUUCCGGGCUUCCAGCUUUUACUCCGGUUACACAGCCUGGUCAGCACAGGAUACAUGGCUAAGGAAACAGAGGUAAAGAAGAUUGAACUCAAGGUAUCUGUCAGCUGCUGUGAUGGCUGCAAGAGGAAAGUUAAAAAGGUUUUGCAAAGUGUUGAAGGUGUUCUAAAGACUGAAAUCGAUCCACUGUAUCCCAAGGUGACAGUCCUAGGAAAUGUGAAUCCACAAAUUUUGAUCAAAAGACUCUUGAAAACUGGAAAACAAGCAGAACUGUGGAGUAGUGGAAAUCAGAAUGCGGGAAAAGAAAAGGAAGAAGCAGAUAUUAUAGUUACAAAAGAGAAAGAUAAGUCAAAAUUUGAGCGUGAACCAACAAAAUCUUCAGAUUCAUGCGGCAAGACAACUGACAAGAACAGAGAGAUCAAAAACGGUGGGGAUGGAGGUGAGAAUAAUGCUUCAAAGAAGCAGUGUAAUGAGACAGAUGUCAAUGUUAAGGCUUGUAAUCCUGAAGUGGUAAAAAGGGAAAAUCCUGCUUCCCCAUCUCCAGAAGCCAGCAAUUUCAGGACUUAUAAUCAAUGUUGUUACAAGGUUGAGCCCUACGCAAUUGCACUGCCCUGUUAUGCCAUUCCUUCCUACACUGUUCCUCCUGUCAACCCCGCAGGUUAUGGCCAGGAAUACCUCAUUUACGAGAGGCCAUUAAUUCAACCACCAUUCCAGACGCCGACAGUACGAGUUGGGGAUUACUUCAGUGAUGAAAAUACUUUGGGAUGCAAUGUGAUGUGA
Messenger RNA from Dovyalis caffra, 1035 nucleotides. The record is from the annotation of a GenBank genome assembly. Lineage: Eukaryota; Viridiplantae; Streptophyta; Magnoliopsida; Malpighiales; Salicaceae.